Messenger RNA from Armigeres subalbatus, 3106 nucleotides. RefSeq lists its product as uncharacterized. NCBI's taxonomy places the organism in Eukaryota, Metazoa, Arthropoda, Insecta, Diptera, Culicidae. The record is from RefSeq and is a predicted model, not a curated record. Gene Ontology annotation, molecular function: nucleic acid binding; zinc ion binding. The transcript has 3 exons. The coding region runs from base 867 to 2489 and encodes 540 amino acids.
UAGACAGUGAGCAAACUAGACGUGUUUAGCUUUGAGUGGAUAAUCCGAAAAACUUAUAAAUUAUUUCAGAACAUUAUAGUGGCGACGAAUGGAGAAGAUAGUUUAAAAAAAAUAGUGAUAAAAGAACGUUAAAACAUCACAGCGGCAUAAGGUAGCGUGCAGUUUAAUUCUGGCCGUGAGUGAUUUAAAGAAAAAUCAGUUAAAUGGUGUCAGUGGGCUUUAUUAGUUUCAAAAGCAUCUGGCACGUGGUUAACAGUAGUUAGUGGACUAAUUAAUUUUUAUAAGCUGAAAAAAAAAAGAAUUAGUUGGGAUAAUAAAACAGUGACUUUGAUUAAAACGAAGUAGAAUUAGCUAAAACGUGGAAAGUGAUCCUUUAGUAUUCGAAGUUGCGCCAUUUUGUAACCGCCAACUUUAGUUCAACAAUACCUGUAGUUUGGCGGCCAGUAGUGACAUUGUUCGGGAAAUCAUUUUGUUCUGGUGGAAUUAUACGAAGAAUUGCAGCUAAAUAUCAGUGAGCAUUUCUGUUAAAGCACAAUAGAGAGACAAGUAGUGUGAAUGUAUUUGAGGGCCAUCUGAAAGCAGGAAAUGAGAAAGUCUCUAAGUUGAUGUGCGAUUGGUGAGAUAACUAGAGAGCCGCUCUUACUCCGUGGUUUGGUCAGAGAUUGGAGAGGAGAGAGCUUAGCUAACUUGGAGAGGACGACGCUGGAAAAGUGAGCAGCAUUGGAUUGUCGGUAGUGAUAGCAAACUACUGAAUCAACCUCGGUGGACUGUAUUAAAGAGAUAGUAAAGUAAGCCAGCCGGGUCACGUAAGUUGGUUGAUUUUCAUAACGUUUCAUCCGUUUCAGACUGUUGCAUACACUUUAAUUAUGUCUUCUUUGAUCGGUACGGUAGAUCACUAUGUGCGUGGAUCUAGUUUCAGUGAUUACAUGGAGCGAAUGAAUAUUUUAUUUAUUUUGAAUAAUAUUUCGGACAGCAAUAAGAAAAAUCUCUUUAUUACGCUAAGUGGCCCAGUAAUUUUUGAAGAGGUGAAGCUUAUUUUUCCGGGAGCUACCAUUGCAUCAAUCGAUUAUACUCAAAUGGUGAACAAAUUGAAAGAGCGGUUAGAUAAAACAAAACCUAACAUGCUGUAUAGGCAUAAAUUUAAUUCUCGCAUGCAAGGUAUUGAUGAACCUGCGGAAAAUUAUGUUUUAGCUCUCAAGUUGUUGGCAAGCCAGUGUGGUUUCGGUGGGCAUAAAGAUGAAGCUAUUAAGGAUAAGAUUAUUUUCGGGAUGAGGGAUGAAGAGUUAAAACAUACUUUAUUAAUGAAGGAUAACAUGAAGUUGGAAGAGGUUGAGGAAUUGGUUGUACGCACAGAAUUGGCGAAGCUCAGAGCAAAAGAGGUAAAAGAGCGGGAUGAUGAACAUAGGAGUGUAAACUCUGUCAAAUAUCGUUUAGGUAAUAGAGCUGGCGAUAGAGCAAUGCGGAAUGAUAGUGGUAGACCAGUUACAAAUGGAUAUGGCAUGCGGUAUCGUAGUCGUAGUAGAUCCCCAGAUAGAGAAUACAAACGGUUUGCUAGUAGCAUGUAUGGUCGCAGGCUUGACAAUAGAACGAGAAGGGACUAUCCGGAGAACCGUGGUUACAGAUCAGAAAAUCCGCAUGCUAAUGUUAUUUGCAAUUAUUGCAAAAAGAGGGGUCAUGUGAAACGAAAUUGUUUCAAGCUUACACAUCGUCGUACGGUCAAUUUUGUAGAAAAAGAAGAAGAAGAAGAAACCGAAGAGCAAAUUGAAACUUAUGAUUUUAAGCGGUUAAAUAUCAGAGACUCGGAAGAAGAGGAACAUGAUUAUCCAUGCAUGAUGAUUUCGGCAGGAAGAAGACAUAAUGAGCCGUGUCUUGUAGAAGUGAUGAUUGAAAAUAACAGAAUAAAAAUGGAAAUUGAUUGUGGGUCGGCAGUCACAGUAAUAAGUUUGGCGAUGUAUAGAAAGCAUUUUGCCCAUAUUCAGGUAGCUUAUUGUACCAGUAGAUUAGUGGUAGUCAACGGGCAGCAGUUGAACAUUUUUGGCAAAAUAUUUGUCAAUGUAAAUGUUAACAAUAUACAGCAUCUAGUUCAUCUUAUUGUUCUCGACGAUAUGCGCAGUUUCGUUCCGCUAUUUGGUAGGAAUUGGUUAGAUCUUUUCUACCCAGGAUGGAGAAAUGUUUUUGGAAGCUCCGUAGCUGUUAACAAGUUGAACGACGAUCAGCAAUCAUUCACCAUGGGGUUUGAGGCGGAUCUUGUCCUUAAAGAAGAGAGACCGGUGUUUCGAAAAGCCUACGAGGUGCCCUUCAAACUGAAGGAUAAAGUCAUUGAGCACUUGGAGUCUUUGGAAAGACAGAAUAUUAUAACACCAAUUCAGAUACAACAUCAAGGCUCACAGAAAUCAACUACGCAUCAUUCCAUUACGACCAACGGGGACAAAAAUUCAUGUGCCGAUUCAGCGAGAAAAACGAUCCAGGAAAACAAGCGAUUCGGAUGAAGAGUUCUAUGGAUUUCCAGAUACCCCUGCAGUGCCGACAGAUAUUGAUGAUGCUUACAGACGUACCAAAACCGUGCGGCUUAGUCCAAUUGCAACGAGGAGUCACACUAGAUCAAAGCGAAAUAAUGAUUAAUCAGCAGCAAUUCAAAAGAAUUCUCAGCAGCAAUGAGGCAUAUUGUGUGCCAUCAUUGGGUCCUAGGAUUCAAUCGAAAGAAGAAGAAAAAGUGUGACGAUGGAAGUGAAAUAUAAUAGAGAAAUGAAAACUUUCAAGUUCGAUUUUGAAGUUUGAUAAUAAGUAGUAAAUUUCCAGAAUUAGAUUAAGAUUAUUUCAUGUUUUGCCAUGAAUUCGAAAAUUUGGUAUUAUUUUGCGAACUUAAUUCGAAUAAAGUGAAUGUCAUGAUAGGGUACUAUACCAAUUCAGAAAUUAAAUUAAUUAAGGAUAUUUACAUUUUAAAUAUGUGAACUGAUUACAUGUAACACAUCAUUAUAUUGAAAUCUUCAGGGGAAAGAACUGUAGUGUUCCAUCGAACAAGUGCAACCCUGUUACCUUUUUUAUAAGUGUUAUACGCAGCCUAGAGAGUUGAAUAAAGGGAUCGAAGUGUGUCUUUCGAUUGUAG